GGAACCGGUACUGGUGAGUGGACGUGUACUGUGACCUCAACAUUUUGUGUGUAUCAGCUGAUCCCGGAUAUAUGCAGAUAUGGAACGUGUGGUGGAGAUGGCAAAUAACGGUGGUUUCUCCCUCGCCGGUCCUUCCACCACUCCCCGCAAGCGACAGGUGCGAUUCUCCGCCCGCCACGACAUCCUGCUGCUCCGUGAGGUCAUUGCUCAGAACCCGUUCUGUUCCAAGGAGUCGGGUCGUAUCUGGGCCCGUGUCGGGGAGAUCAUUACUGCUGCCCUGCAGGACGAGAGCUUUGAGGUGGACGCCCGGCGUUGCAGGGAGAGGACCAUGCUGCUGCUGGACUACUACAAGAAGCAGGACUUCCCCAGCCUACGCAGGUUUGGGACAGAGAGGCUGUAUGCCCAGAAAGAAGACCUACUCCAUGAGGUGUUGGAGCUGGAGGCAGAGAAGGGUCUUCUAGCCAGCGGGGAGAGUAAGUACCAGGAUGAGGAACUCAGGAAACGAGCCCUGGAAGAGCUGGCUAGUCAACCAGAGCAGGACAAACCCAUCAUUAUCUCCACACAAACAGGACAAGCCAAAGUUCCCAUGACCCCAGAGCCCGAGGAGGAGCAGGAGGACCUGGCGGAGCUCUCGCUAGUCUCGGCGGCGCCCAUGGCCAAGCAGCCUUGCCAAUGCUGCUGCCAGACCUACUCAGAGAUCCUCAGCUUCCUGGAGAAGCGCUCGGAGGCGGAACAACGACUGCGGGAGGAGGAGCUAUCGCUGAGGAGGGAGGAGCUAGAGAUCCAGAGGAGUAAGAUCACUCUGGAGAGAGAGAGGCUGGGGGCGGAGAGGAAGGAGAGGGAGAGGAGGUUCGAGCUGGAGAGCCAGGAAAGACAGGUCAUAUUGGACCUGCUAAAGGAGAAGGUGCUCAAAGGAUGAGAGGAUUGGUGGGCUGGUGGCGGGGGGCAGGUGAGGGGCUGAUGUAACCCUAGGUGUAUGGUGUGGACAUAACAUUAAGACAUUGGGAGGGUGGUACCUACCCCUGGAUCGCACCCUCUGUCCUUUGUUCUAUGCCAAUGGCCUUAGUGAAGGAAUCUGCUUUGACACCCAUAUCCAAGUGUGGAGAUCCAUGCCUAGCAUUGAGCUAAGCUGGAUGACCGUGUUCCACAAGGACACUGUGACUAAAAAUAGGUAGCACAUCCUCACACUGUACAUACCCAUACAUUAUCUUAUUAAACAAACCCUUUGGUGAUAGAAUAACAAGCUGUUGAUCAAAAGUAUUUUUUAUAGUGAAAAGACAUUGCCAACAAUUCUCCCAAUGUCAAUUAACUCUUCAGUCAAUUCUGACUUUAUGGUCAUUAUUAUGAAGCUGUUCCUGCUGAAAAUUCCAAGAAAGUACGUACAUAACCUACUAAUAUGGAUGGAUAUGGAUGGCUGCAAGCAAUUUAGAAACUGUAUUUGUCAAUUGAGGAAAGAGUGAAGAAUACUGUAUGUAGGCUAAUUAGAUUUCUAGGAAAUAUGACAAAGUUGUGUAACAAUGUUUUACUUAUUUGUAUUAUAUUGAAUUACAUAUGACCUACCGUUCCCCUUGAAAUGCCACUUUUUAAGCAUUUAAAACAUAAUAUGUUACCUACAUGUUUCUUCUUCAUAAUAACUUAUUACUUUAGCGACUCUUUA
Molecule: messenger RNA, 1657 nt
Organism: Oncorhynchus gorbuscha (pink salmon)
Lineage: Eukaryota; Metazoa; Chordata; Actinopteri; Salmoniformes; Salmonidae
Product: scaffold attachment factor B1-like
Exons: 4
Coding region: 80-919 (279 amino acids)
Source: RefSeq, a predicted model, not a curated record